Phanerochaete carnosa HHB-10118-sp is the source of this 1503-nucleotide messenger RNA. RefSeq names its product glycoside hydrolase family 18 protein. The coding region runs from base 1 to 1503 and encodes 500 amino acids. Gene Ontology annotation, biological process: carbohydrate metabolic process; chitin catabolic process. The transcript is spliced from 11 exons. Gene Ontology annotation, cellular component: extracellular region. Gene Ontology annotation, molecular function: chitinase activity; carbohydrate binding; chitin binding. The record is from RefSeq and is a predicted model, not a curated record. Lineage: Eukaryota; Fungi; Basidiomycota; Agaricomycetes; Polyporales; Phanerochaetaceae.
AUGACCUUGGUCUCUGCGACCCAGGUUAUGCAAAGGCCUUCGAAUUACAAGGAUGCCCCUCAUAAAUACCCUCAGGGACAGUCUGUUCCUCGUAUUAUCCACAAGAGGUCCGGAGCUAAGGCCAAUAUUGGGUACUUCACCAAUUGGGGUAUUUAUGGCGCGAACUUCCAGCCUACGGACAUUAAUCCUGGCCCUCUGACUCACAUCCUCUACGCCUUUGCCGAUGUCUCACCCGAUACCGGAAACAUCACUCUCACCGACAGCUACGCAGAUGAGCAGAAACACUUCCCCGGAGACUCCUGGGACGAACCCGGAAACAACCUGUACGGCUGUCUAAAGCAGAUGUUCUUGCUCAAGAUGGCCCACAGAAAUCUCAAAGUCUCUCUCUCAGUUGGAGGAUGGACCUACUCUCAGGACGGCCACUUCAGCUUUGUGACCGACGCGACCAAGCGCCAGACCUUUGUCGAGAGCGCCCUCCAGCUCAUGGAGGACUACGGCUUUGAUGGUCUCGAUCUCGACUUCGAGUACCCUAGUUCGACUGCACAGGGUCAAGGUUUUGCUGAUCUGAUCACGUCACUGCGGUCCGCCUUCGACACUUACCAAGCUCAGAAAGGGGAUGCUACACCCUACCUGCUCACCAGCGCGGUUUCUGCCGGUGCAGCAAACUACGAGUAUCUCAUCGUUCCCCAAAUUGACCAGGCGCUGACAUACUGGAAUCUCAUGGCUUACGACUAUGCUGGAUCAUGGCUUACCUGGGCUGAUAAUCAAGCAAACCUCUACGAUGGCGCCCGUACCAAUGUUUCCACGGACGCUGCUAUCAAGUGGUACCUUUCUCAGGGCGCCACUGCCGGUAAGAUUGUUAUGGGCAUUCCCCUCUACGGUCGCGCUUUUGAGGACACUACUGGCCUCGGUGCCCCUUACAACGGUAUUGGCCCGGGUACCAUCUCUCCUGGUAUCUACUCCUACUCGGACCUUCCCCUCGCUGGCGCCCAAGUCUACGAAAACCUCACGGAUGUCAGCAGCUACUCCUAUGACCCGGUUAAGAUGGAGCUUGUUUCUUACGACACUCCUACCAUCGCAAGCAUUAAGGCACAAUAUGUGAACACCAACAAUCUUGCCGGCAAUAUGUUCUGGGACCUUUCCACUGAUAAGACCGGAACGCCUGACUCGCUUGUCAGCACCACAGCGAACGUUUUUGGUGUCCUUGAUCAGACUCUAAACCACCUUGACUACCCCAACAGCAAAUGGGAUAACAUCCGGAAUCAGAUGGGCACCGCCCCUGGCAGCUCGCCCACUUCGUCUUCUACAGCCCCCACUACGACACCCACUGGCGGCUCCGGCUCCGGCCAGUGCGCUGGCGUGGCAGCUUGGAGCUCCAGUACCGCCUACAACGGCGGUCAGGCCGCUGUCUAUGGGUCGCACCUAUGGACUGCGAAGUGGUGGACUCAGGGUGACACCCCCGGCGGAUCAGCUGGUGUUUGGACUGAUGAUGGUGCAUGCUGA